UUCGAAAGAAAUUGUGUGCGCCGAAGCUGUCACUGGCUGACUGUGAAAGCACGACCAGUGGGUGGCAUCAAGCACAGAGCCUCCCCUAGCGUCUCACGAACUUCAGUCAUUUGGCAUCAAACUUGCGACUACAUCUGAUAUAUAUUUCUACUGUGCUGCCAGUACCCCUUCUUUCACUCAGGCACCGUUUCAACAUUCGUUUCAGCUACGGAGGUUACUUGCUUUGACCGGGCACGUGUCGGCCUACACUAUCACAUGCAGAUUGAGCGACCAUAUACCAGCACACGACCACUUGCUGCGUGACAACAAUAGACUGCUUCAAACCGACUCCAUCAGCUAGCCGCCCACAGCCGAGUCCGCGCGAUCACAAGAUCCGGCUAGACAUACAGGUUUCCAUAUCGCGCCGGGCUAGACUCUUUCUGUAAGUACAGAUCGACCAACUUGAACAAGGACCACAAUCAAGCUUACUGGUCGCAGCCUACCAUGGCCAAACCGGGCAAAUGCGAACAUGCAUUCAAGAUCAUAAAGUCUGAUACGACAUUGAUUUUGUGGAAUUGCAACAUGUGCCAUUCGGGACCACACUGGUACAUCUACGAAUGCGCCAGAUGCAAACUGAAGACUUGCAAGCCAUGCUCCGAGAAAGCGCGGGCAUAGGUGAGUUCCAUGCUCCAGAACGGAAGUGACGAACCUGUCAAAUGCUUACACGGUGAAGCCUGUAACUCAAGUUAUGCAAUCCUAACUCUCAGAUACUUCGAGGCUUACCUAAUGCCAUUAUAUCGAUCAUUAAGGUUACUGUGUAGCGUUUAGUCAGCGAGGAGUUUGAGCGAGCGUGACUUCGGUGUAGCAAUGGCGGCGC
This is a messenger RNA of Baudoinia panamericana UAMH 10762, 856 nucleotides long. RefSeq lists its product as uncharacterized. The record is from RefSeq and is a predicted model, not a curated record. NCBI's taxonomy places the organism in Eukaryota, Fungi, Ascomycota, Dothideomycetes, Mycosphaerellales, Teratosphaeriaceae. The coding region runs from base 484 to 654 and encodes 56 amino acids. The transcript has a single exon.